UACGAAAAAUCGCUUCACCACUCGCAACAUCCAGUUCACUCCUGUGACUUUUAAGUAUCUGCAAGGGGACGUAACCACUGAAGUUGUAACGUUCGACAUCGAAACUGCGGCUGGAGACAUAAAGUCAGCUCCACUCGUUCAUUGUAUUAAAUUAGGAUUUUAUGGAAGAAGGAAAUUGGUUUCUCUUUGAAUGGUGCUGGAGUGAAAAAUUGGUAAAACAUUGGUAAACCUCGUUCUAACAGAUAUUUACUUUGGUAAAAACGUACAACACACCGAUUCGCUGUCUGCAUGCGAAAAGGAAUACCAGAUAGCAUCAGCGAAGAUAGAUCGUCAAUAUUUAUAACUUUUUAAAGAUUUUAGUAAAAUGUCAUCCUGAAGAACUGAGAAAUAUUUCUUGUGAGAGGGACAUUUUUUUUCCCUUCAUUACCUUCAAAGCUGAUUUUGUGCUCCGUUUAAAUUUGCAAGAACUAUCAAAGUACAUUGCAGUAAUAAAGUUUUGAUUAACAAAUGAAAAACAAUCCAUAUCUAGUCCUGAGAAAAGAAGAUAUAGAAGGAGGAUGAAUUUCCCUGAAGAAUUGCCAAAAUCGACCGGAAAAUCAUCGUACCAUUGUGAUAGGUGUAAAAAGUCAUUCUCUCAGGAAUGUAAGCUUGCUACUCAUAAAUGCAUUGACAAAAAACAGAAAGCAAAGAAACGAUAUCAUUGUGAUAUCUGUGGUAAAUCAUUCACUCUAAAACUUAACUUAACUGAACAUAGAUAUCUACAUACGGGAGAGAAGCCACACGGCUGUGAUAUCUGCGGUAAAUCAUUCACUCGAAUACGUACAUUAAUUACUCACAAGCAUCUCCAUACUGGAGAGAGACCUCACAGCUGUGAUAUCUGCGGUAAAUCAUUCUCUCUAAGAGGUCACUUAACUGGUCACAAACGUACACAUACAGGUGAAAGGCCAUAUCACUGUGAUAUCUGUGGUAAAUCAUUCUCUCACACUAAUGGCCUAACACGACACAUACGUAUUCAUACAGGAGAGAAACCAUAUCAGUGUAACAUUUGUGGCGAAUCAUUCUCUGACAGAGGUAAUUUGACUAAACACAAAAUUAUUCAUACAGGUGAGAAGUCGUAUCACUGUGAUACCUGUGGUAAGUCAUUCUUUCAAAAAGUUCAUUUAAACUCUCACAGACGUGUUCAUACAGGAGAGAAUGCAUUAACUGUUCACAAACGUAUUCAUUCGAGAGACAAGCUAUUUCACUGUGCGAUCUGUGGUAAAUCAUUCCCUGGAGAAAGUGAAUUAAUGUUGCACAAGAAACACACUCAUUCUCAAGAAAAACCACAUCACUUUGAUAUCUGUGAUAAAUCAUUCAUUUCUGGGAGUACAUUAACUAUUCACAAACAAAUUCAUACUGGGAAGAAACCGUAUCAGUGUGAUAUCUGUGGUAAAUCACUCAUUUCUGGGAGUACAUUAACUAUUCACAAACAAAUUCACACUGGGAAGAAACCUUAUCAGUGUGAUAUCUGUGGUAAAUCUUUUAGCUAUGGAUGUACAUUAACUGUUCACAAACGUGAAAGACCAUAUCACUGUGAUACCUGCGGUAGAUCGUUUGCUCAUGCAAGUGCAUUGACUGUUCACAAAUAUGUUCAUACAGAAGGAAAAUCAUUUGAGUGUGGCAUAUGCGGCAAGUUGUUUGCAAAAGCAAGUCGGUUAACGACACACAAGAGAUACGUUCAUGCAACACAAAAAGUAUUUCGCUGUGAUAUCUGUGAUAAAUCAUUCACUUACAGAUACUUUAGGAUAAAAAUCAUAUCUGCUGACAGAGAUCUUCAAGAAAUUAAAGUAUUUGUAUUUGCUUUUUCAGUAUAA
Molecule: messenger RNA, 1853 nt
Organism: Octopus sinensis (East Asian common octopus)
Lineage: Eukaryota; Metazoa; Mollusca; Cephalopoda; Octopoda; Octopodidae
Product: zinc finger protein 429-like
Exons: 5
Coding region: 558-1853 (431 amino acids)
Source: RefSeq, a predicted model, not a curated record